AUGACAGAACUUAAUUGCAAAUACCUUCUAGGCAUAUGUUAUUCAUGUCAAAAAUGCUUAUAUUGUUUUAAGCUUUCACAGCAAGAGCCAUGUAAAUGUGAUAAAAAUAAACAACCAAAAAGAACUAAAUAUCCAAAACGCAGACAACAAAUAUAUCAACGAACUUAUAAACCAGAUUCAUUAUUUCCAAAAGCAAAUAAAUAUCUGUUUGAUGCCAAUGACAAGUUUGGUUAUAACAGUAACUUUGAAGAACCAUUUUCUUAUACCUUUUGUAGUACUUGUAAUAGCCAAAUUCAAUGGUAUAGAAAUGCUGACAAAAAAGUCCAACAAAUUCAAAUAAAACAAAAUGAUAAUAAAGUUACUCCAAGUGAUUUAUCAAAUGAAAAAGAAGUUGAGAACAUUGAUAAAAAAGAAAAUCAUCAAAUAUUCUCUUUGGUAAGUAGUGAUACUGAAGAGGAAGAUGAUGUUGAUGAUAUCGAAGUUGAUAAUGAUGAAGAUAGUGAUCUUGAAGAAUUGAAAGUGCAGAUAAUUGUUAAAAGUAAAAAUAUAAAAGCAUCUAUAGCAAAAACUCUGAAUAUUGAACCUGCCAGCUAUGAAAAUAUUAUGGAAAAAAUAAAUUCAGUAGUUCAAAAGACUUUGAGGAAAAAAGUCAUAUCAAAAGAUUAUAUUGUAUCAUAUAAAGCAGUAAAUGCACGUGAACCUUCAAAUGAACUUGAAGAUGAGUCAGAUUUUCAAGAAUUUAUUGGUGAAUACAAAAGAAGUUCUGAUGAAAGUGGAUUUUCUUCUGCUGAAGAAUUACAGGGUAGAAAGAAGAAAAAAUCACGUGCCAUUCGUGAAGAUGACUUAACAAAAGAAGAAAAAACAAGAUCUGAAGAUGAUCGGCAUUUGCAGCUCAAUCCUGCUAGAUUACAACUUUGGGCACAAGAAAUAAUAAAUAAAGGAGCUACCUACGAAGUACUUCUAUCUUAUCCAAUAUUUGAUGCAAAAUCAAGUGUAUCUGUCAACAAGAAUAAUUUGACAACUCAAACACAAUCAACAUCAUGUAAUUCUAAUAAUACAAAUAGUAAUAUUCAUUUAGCAUCACCAAAUACAUUACCUUCAAUUGGUGAUUUUCUCAAUAGCUUAGAUCAAAAACAUAAUUGUAAUGUAUACUCUAACUUUGAGAAUGCUUUUCUUGAAGAGGAAAUCACUGUAAAUGUUAUCAGAGAUUUAUCAGAUGAUCAAUUAAGAAAAUUAGGAGUAGUAAAAAUUGUGUGGCAGAAAAAUAUCAAACAAGCAGCUCAACGAUUUGAAAUAUAUUAG
Messenger RNA from Rhizophagus irregularis DAOM 181602=DAOM 197198, 1302 nucleotides. The record is from RefSeq and is a predicted model, not a curated record. Lineage: Eukaryota; Fungi; Glomeromycota; Glomeromycetes; Glomerales; Glomeraceae.